Myxocyprinus asiaticus (Chinese sucker) is the source of this 2601-nucleotide messenger RNA. Its product is annotated as extracellular calcium-sensing receptor-like. NCBI's taxonomy places the organism in Eukaryota, Metazoa, Chordata, Actinopteri, Cypriniformes, Catostomidae. The transcript has 6 exons. Gene Ontology annotation, cellular component: membrane. Gene Ontology annotation, biological process: G protein-coupled receptor signaling pathway. The record is from RefSeq and is a predicted model, not a curated record. Gene Ontology annotation, molecular function: G protein-coupled receptor activity. Bases 1 to 2601 code for a protein of 866 amino acids.
AUGUGGAUCACUCUGUGUAUUUGUCUAUGUGUGCCCAUUAACUGUAUCUCUGCAGCCUCAAUCUCCAGCUCAGGUACCUGUCAGCUUCAGGGACACUUCAGGUUGAACGGGAUGUACCAGGAUGGAGAUGUUAUACUUGGAGGCCUUUUUGAGGUUCACUUCCUUACAGUGUUCCCAGAGCUGAGCUUCAGAACUGAGCCGGAACCACCAUACUGUGAAAAGUUUGAUAUGGAAAGCUUCCAGCAAGCACAGACCAUGGUUUUUGCUAUUGAUGAGAUCAAUAAGAAUCCCAAUCUGCUGCCUAACAUCACUCUUGGUUACCAUCUUUAUGACAACUGUGUGAUGCUAGGAAUGGCAUUCCGGGCUGCCAUAGCCCUAAUAAGUGGUCCAGAGGAGUCUUUCUCCAACCUCAACUGCACCGGUCCACCACCAGUGAUUGCUAUUGUGGGGGAUCCAGGUUCCACUCCUUCCAUUGCAAUUUCCAGUGUGCUGGGGCUUUUUCGAGUACCUCUAGUUAGCCACUAUGCCACCUGCUCCUGUUUGAGUGACAGAAAAAAGUACCCUUCCUUCUUCAGAACUAUCCCCAGUGAUGCCUUCCAGGUGCGGGCUAUGGUUCAGAUCUUGAGACAUUUUGGAUGGACUUGGGUUGGUCUCAUCUACAGUGAUGAUGAUUACGGCAUCUACGCUGCUCAGUCCUUCCAGCAGGAUGUGCAGCUGUUUGGAGGGUGUGUUGCUUUUUCUGAAAUCCUGCCCCAUGAUAGCAACCAAAUAGAUAUUCAGCGUAUAGUGGGAGUUAUACAGGCCUCCACAGCUAGAGUAGUGGUUGCUUUUUCUGCUUUAACCUAUCUGAUGCCUUUGAUGGAUGAGGUUGCAAUGCAGAAUGUGACGUGCAGGCAGUGGAUUGCAAGUGAAGCCUGGGCCAGUAAUCCUGUAUUUCACAGUCCACGUUUCCUACCCUUCUUGGGGGGCACGCUGGGCAUCGCUAUUAGGCAUGGAGAGAUCCAGGGACUCCAUGACUUUCUGCAACGUCUCCAUCCUGACAAUGAUCCAAGAAACAAUAUGUUGAGAAUCUUCUGGGAGAACAUGUUCGGGUGCAGCUUUUGGGGUAGAGAGACAGAUGGAGAGCAAGUGAAAAAGGUGUGUACAGGGCAAGAGGAUUUGAGCAGCACAGACACAGCAUAUACUGAUGUUUCUGCCCUGAGGGCCGCCUAUAAUGUGUAUAAGGCAGUUUAUGCCCUGGCACAUGCGCUGCAUGACCUGAUGCAGUGUGAGGAGGGGAGAGGGCCGUUCAUUGGGAACAGCUGUGCUGACAUAAACAACCUGCAGCCCUGGCAGCUGGUUCACUACCUACAGAGAGUGAACUUCACUACAGGCUUUGGGGACCAUGUUUCAUUCGAUAAGAAUGGGGAUGCGCUGGCCAUCUAUGAUGUGAUGAACUGGCAGCCGAGCUCUGAUGGGUCGAUGAUUAUCCGCACAGUUGGUAUAGUGGAUGAAGGGGCAGCAACGGGGAAGGUGCUCACACUAGAUGAAGAUGCAUUAUUCUGGAAUUUCGAGACAAAAAAACCCCCACGGUCUGUGUGCAGUGAGAGCUGUCCCCUGGGCACCAGACGAGCCACAAGAAAGGGCCUUCCUGUCUGCUGUUUUGACUGCCUGCCAUGUGCAGAUGGAGAGAUUUCUAAUACAACAGAUGCUAUUGAGUGCACAGUGUGUCCAGAGGAGUUUUGGUCCAAUCCAGAAAAGGAUCAGUGUAUCCCCAAAGAAGUGGAGUUUCUAUCCUAUGAGGAACCUCUGGGCAUCUCCCUGACCACUGCCUCUCUACUGGGCACCUGCUUCUGUAUUCUUGUGAUGGUCGUCUUUGCUCAUCACCGCAACACUCCAAUUGUUCGCGCCAACAAUUCAGAGCUCAGUUUCCUGUUGCUGAUGUCACUCAAACUGUGUUUCCUUUGUGUGCUGCUGUUCAUUGGCCGUCCACAGUUGUGGACGUGUCAGUUAAGACAUGCAGUGUUUGGUAUUAGCUUUGUUCUGUGCAUCUCCAGCAUCCUGGUCAAGACUAUGGUGGUAAUAGCCGUGUUUAAGUCAUCUCAACCUGAAGGAAAAGGAGCAAUGAAAUGGUUUGGAGCAGCGCAACAAAGAUGUACAGUCUUGGUCCUAACUGCCCUCCAGGUUGUCAUAUGUGUAGUCUGGUUAUCAACUGCAUCUCCAACACCCCAUAAAAACAACCAGUAUAUCAAGUCUAAAAUAGUAUACGAGUGUGCUAUUGGCUCAGUGGCUGGUUUUUCCAUGCUGCUAGGAUAUAUUGGCCUUUUGGCAGCGGUGAGCUUCCUGUUAGCCUUCCUUUCCAGGAACCUUCCAGAUAAUUUUAAUGAAGCAAAAAUCAUUACCUUUAGCAUGUUGAUCUUUUGUGCUGUGUGGAUUGCAUUUGUUCCAGCGUAUGUCAGCUCACCAGGGAAAUAUUCAGUGGCUGUUGAGAUUUUUGCCAUCCUGGCAUCCAGUUUUGGAUUACUGGUGGCCAUAUUUGCCCCAAAGUGCUACAUCAUCCUUUUACAUCCUGAGAGGAACACUAAAAAAGCCAUCAUGGGAAGAGAAACACUAAAGAGAUAG